Molecule: messenger RNA, 366 nt
Organism: Cyphellophora europaea CBS 101466
Lineage: Eukaryota; Fungi; Ascomycota; Eurotiomycetes; Chaetothyriales; Cyphellophoraceae
Exons: 2
Coding region: 1-366 (121 amino acids)
Biological process (GO): mitochondrial respiratory chain complex I assembly
Source: RefSeq, a predicted model, not a curated record
AUGGCUUCCGGCUACGGUACCUACGGAGGUGUUGGCCGCUGUUUUCCAUUCUGGCAGGAAUACAUGGCAUGCUAUGUCGUGAAUCAGAAUGACCAAGAGGCUCGGAAGCAGGGUGUAUGCGCGCCGCGGCUGGAAGACUAUUACGAGUGCCUCCACCAUAAGAAGGAGGUAAAGAGCCCCACGUUCAUCUUUAAUUCUGACACACGCUCAUGCCUGACCCAGCACGCCCGAGCUCAAGCCAUUCAAGACGCCCUACGGAAAGCCGAAGCCGCCCACCCCAGAGAAAACGCCCCAAAAGCAGGGCAAAUACGAAGUCUCGGGUUGAUUGGGAACGAAGAGGGUACGAAGCAGGUACUGAGCCAAUGA